Messenger RNA from Pisolithus orientalis, 345 nucleotides. RefSeq lists its product as uncharacterized. NCBI's taxonomy places the organism in Eukaryota, Fungi, Basidiomycota, Agaricomycetes, Boletales, Pisolithaceae. The annotation marks the transcript as partial. The record is from RefSeq and is a predicted model, not a curated record. The transcript has a single exon.
GAUGUGUGCAUCCUAGCAAAGUGUGAUGACCACUGGAUCACAUCACCAAAUGCUGACUAUGUUCCCCAACCCUUCAUCUUCGAUGGAGAAACAAUCACACCCCUAUGUGAUGGAUGGUUUGGCCAUAUAGACUGUUUUCAAUGGCCACAGUUGUUCACAGAAUGCUACACAUGGAGUCUGUGUGUCCCCCGGAAAGUGGCCUAUGGAGAUGACCCAAUGUGGAAGUGGCUGUGGUGGAACAUUACCCAGUCAGCAGAGGAUUUUGUGCUGGAAAGAGGGUCUGCCUUCAAAGUUGGCAGGAUUCAUGCUGACAAGUGGAAGUCAAUGGAGACUGUUUAUAAUUGA